UGACGUGACGUGGUAUACCAAGAGUGGACGUUUAACGAAUUGGCCGCACCACACACCGUGGCCAGUUUCGCGUAAAUGGAUUUCAGCUGGUAAAGUUUCGACCGUUUCGGAAAGUUUUGUAACAGUUUUUUCAGUAGACUUAACAAAAAAUUUAAUUGAUUUUUGGAAAAAUGGUGUUGUUAACGAUGAUUGCGAGGAUAGCAGAUGGUUUGCCAUUAGCGGCGACCAUGCAAGAAGACGAACAGAGCGGAAGAAGCAUUUUAGAAUACCAGAAUCAAGCAAAGAUGUUAUUUAGGAAAUUAGGUCCUCAGUCGCCAGCUAGGUGCACAAUAGAGACUGGCCCGUAUUUAUUCCAUUAUCUAAUCGAAAAUGAAGUAUGUUACUUGGUACUAUGCGAAAAGAAUUACAGUAAACGCGUGGCUUAUAGUUAUCUCGAAGACAUCGCGCAAGAAUUUCAUUCUUUGUACGGCAGACGUGUCAAUACGGUUACCAGGCCUUAUAGUUUUAUCGAAUUCAAUACGUAUAUUCAAAAAGCAAAGAAAGUCUUCUUAGAUGGUAGGUCUAGAAGAAAUAUGAACGCACUUAACAGUCAGUUACAGGAUGUACAAAGAAUUAUGGUUCAAAAUAUCGACGAUGUCUUACAAAGGGGUACAGUUCUGUCAGAAUUAGAUACAAAAACUCAAAAUCUGUCCAUGUUAUCGCAGAAAUAUAAAAAAAAUGCAGCCCAUUUAAAUAGCAAAUCGAUGUAUGUAAAGGCUGUGGCUGGGCUGGUUGCAUUUUUGGUCUUUCUGCUGUAUUUCUUUAUUCUUUAGUUGUUCAAACUCUUUGACAAAUUUGUUAUCGCCGUGUAAAAACCACUAAUGUUUUUAAUCAUUUUGUUUUUUUCUCCUUCAAGAUUAGCAAUUGUAUUGUUAUUUUCAACGAGUACGCAACGUGUUUAGAUUUUGAAUUUAAUUAAGUUCGAAAACGCUGUACAUAAGUUGCAUCCAACGAAAAACUACCCUUGCGAUAAGUAUUUUAUUAUUUACGCGAUUAAUAUAACGUACAAUCAUCUUUGUUUCUGUUUAAUAAAAACCAAUGCUAACAAUUUUAUUAAAAUAAAAGACAAUAUGUACAGCCAC
Molecule: messenger RNA, 1121 nt
Organism: Hylaeus anthracinus
Lineage: Eukaryota; Metazoa; Arthropoda; Insecta; Hymenoptera; Colletidae
Gene: Sec22
Product: vesicle-trafficking protein SEC22b-B
Exons: 5
Coding region: 171-812 (213 amino acids)
Biological process (GO): retrograde vesicle-mediated transport, Golgi to endoplasmic reticulum; endoplasmic reticulum to Golgi vesicle-mediated transport; vesicle fusion with Golgi apparatus
Cellular component (GO): SNARE complex; Golgi membrane; endoplasmic reticulum membrane
Molecular function (GO): SNAP receptor activity
Source: RefSeq, a predicted model, not a curated record